This is a messenger RNA of Prorocentrum cordatum, 771 nucleotides long. NCBI's taxonomy places the organism in Eukaryota, Dinophyceae, Prorocentrales, Prorocentraceae. The record is from the annotation of a GenBank genome assembly.
GCCAAGAAGCUGCGGGAGGCGGAGCGGCUGUACACUCUCGACGAGUCCAGCGCCUGGGACCACGCGGAGGAGUUCGUGCUGGCCUUGAUGGCGGUGCCCCAGAUCGAGUUGCGUUUGCAGGUUUGGGACUUCGAAAGCUCCUUCCAGGAGAACGUCCGCAGGCUUUCCGAGGCCCAGACGUGCCUCCUGGAGGGCUGCCGGCGGAUGGUGUCCUGCGCCGGCAUCCGGCGCCUUCUGGGCCUGGUACUCGCGGUCGGCAACUUCCUCAACGGGGGCACGCCUCGCGGGCGCGCGGACGGCUUCUCCAUCGAGGCGCUGGCGCAGAUCGGCCAUGUGAAGACCUCCAAGGGCGACGGCCCGCAGACCCUGGUGGACUUCGUCGCGCAGGAGAUGGCGCGCGCGCACCCGGGCGAGCUGGAGGAGCUGUUCUCUCCGGACGGCAGCGCCCAGGUGCUGCGCCGAGCUGCGAGGCCAGUGCACGCCGAGGUGCUCGAGGAGCUCAGGGGCAUGCGCACCGCCCUCGCGCAGAUGCUUCUGGCGCUGUCCUCCGACGAGAGCCGGCAGGACGUGGCGCUGGCACCCCACCGCGAGGCGCUCGCCAUGGCAGACUGGGAGCUCUGCGUGCUGCAGGACCGGUUCGCCGAGCUCGACUGCGUCUACUCGCGCACGUGUGCCUGGCUGCACGUGGCGCAGGCGGGGCAUGGCCGGAAGACCCCAGACGAGCUCUUCGGCGCUUGCGACAGCUUCCUCACAAGCGUGGGCCGUGCCAGG